CCUCUCUCUACAUCUUUCUAAUAUAUAUAUAUAUAGUGUAUAUAUAUCAUAUAUAGCUAUAUACACAGAGUUCGUUGAUUAUAAGGGCAAAAAUGAAGAAAAUGUGGAAGAGUAAUCUGGCUAUGAAGACUGGUGGUGAUGGAGGCGCGUGGAUCGCUUCUGAUUUGAAAGAUCUUGGAAAUGCAGCCAAGAAGCUCGCCAUUCACACCGUCAACCUCGGAAGCCUCGGAUUUGGCACGACAUUUCUUCAAUGGGUUGCUGCCUGCGCUGCAAUUUACUUGUUGAUCUUGGAUCGAACAAACUGGAGGACCAAUAUUCUUACAUCACUUCUAAUCCCUUACAUUUUCUUCACUCUUCCUUCAAUACUGUUCAACUUCUUCAGGGGAGACGUUGGAAAAUGGAUUACUUUCAUUGGUGUUGUAUUGCGUCUCUUCUUCUCGCGAUAUUUUCGAGAUUGGUUUGAAUUGCCUGGCGCUUUGAUCCUUCUCAUUGUGGUGGCUCCCAGUCUGAUUGCUGACACCGUAAGGAACGACUGGAUUGGUGUCGUAAUAUGUCUUGCCAUUGGAUGUUAUUUGCUUCAGGAACACAUCCGAGCAUCGGGUGGGUUCAGAAAUUCCUUCACAAAGAGUAAUGGCAUUUCCAACUCGGUCGGCAUAGUUCUUCUCUUUGUGUAUCCCGUCUGGGCAAUCGUGCUUUACAUCCUUUAGGCACUUUCUGCAGCCGGUUUGUUUCUCGGUUAUCAAACUUACAUAUUUGGUGACAUUGUUAUGUUUGCGUUAUUACUGUUUGCUUGGUUGAAUUGAUGGAACCUUUUAUCAGAAAGGGGCUUGGACCUAAUGUUUAUUACAAUUAUGUAUUAGACGUGUGUGUAUGUAUUUGUUGAAGAAAA
Molecule: messenger RNA, 889 nt
Organism: Cornus florida
Lineage: Eukaryota; Viridiplantae; Streptophyta; Magnoliopsida; Cornales; Cornaceae
Product: cold-regulated 413 plasma membrane protein 1
Exons: 4
Coding region: 93-707 (204 amino acids)
Cellular component (GO): membrane
Source: RefSeq, a predicted model, not a curated record